Messenger RNA from Punica granatum (pomegranate), 2827 nucleotides. NCBI's taxonomy places the organism in Eukaryota, Viridiplantae, Streptophyta, Magnoliopsida, Myrtales, Lythraceae. The record is from RefSeq and is a predicted model, not a curated record.
CUUCGUUGCCAUAUAAACCCCCCCUCUCUCUCUCUCUCUCUCUGUCGGUGUUGAGAUCUUUGCUGCUUCUGCACUCUUCUUCUGCAGCUUCUCUCCACCUUUCCUCACUCUGCAAUCAAUCCCUCUCUCUCUCUCUCUCUCUCUGGCCCAUUAUAUAUCUAUCGCCCCCCCAUUCAUUGCCGAGCCCUCCUCUGAAGCCUUGAAUUUCAAGGUUCGGAUUCGGAUCGACCGAUUUCUCCGGGAGCAAGCAAAGCUGAAUCGCGCGGCUUCGAGUUGGGUCGUCUGGGGCUUCGGAUCUGGGAGACAUGGUGGUGAGGCUGAGUGUUGCCGCCCGUAAACACGCUGCUAUAUGGUAGCUGCUGUCGGGGGUCGUUGGCGCCGUUCUUUGGAGGAGAGGGAGAGCGAGGGUUCUCUGGGGCGGGGGAGGUGCAUGAGGGAUUUGGUGGAGGCGGGGGAGGAGGAGAGGGUUUUAUUAUGCUCGGAGAAGGGUUGUUCCGGGAGGGGAAUAAGGUGGGAUUGCGGUCUUCUUGUUAUUCGGAGCAGGGGUAGAUGGGGCAAAUGUGGGUGAAUUGAGCUGAGCCCUUCCCGUCUGCACCAUCUGCGACAUCGCGAGGACAGAAUCUCUCGUUUCGUUUUCGCGUUGGUGAAAUCUCUCUCGGGGAAUUUUGAGGCAGAGCUUGGGAAUUGUAAGGGUUUGAGGAGAGGAAGAAGAAGAUGCAGCAAGAUCAGAGAAAGAAGAGUUCCAGUGAGAUGGACUUCUUCUCUGAAUAUGGUGAUGCCAAUAGAUAUAAGAUCCAAGAAGUUAUUGGCAAGGGAAGUUACGGGGUUGUUUGCUCAGCAAUCGACACUCAUACGGGUGAAAAGGUAGCGAUAAAGAAAAUACACGAUAUCUUUGAGCACAUCUCCGAUGCUGCUCGAAUUCUCCGUGAAGUAAAGCUACUGAGACUUCUCCGGCACCCUGAUAUUGUUGAAAUUAAGCACAUCAUGCUACCACCAUCGAGAAGGGAUUUCAAAGAUAUUUAUGUUGUUUUUGAACUCAUGGAGUCAGAUCUGCACCAGGUCAUCAAAGCAAAUGAUGACUUAACGAGAGAGCACUACCAGUUCUUCCUUUACCAGCUACUUCGUGCUUUAAAGUAUAUCCAUACAGCAAACGUCUAUCAUCGAGAUCUAAAACCGAAAAAUAUAUUGGCAAAUGCAAAUUGUAAGCUCAAAAUAUGCGAUUUUGGCUUAGCAAGGGUUGCUUUCAGCGAUACGCCCACGACAAUUUUCUGGACUGACUAUGUUGCCACAAGAUGGUAUAGAGCUCCAGAGCUGUGUGGAUCAUUUUUCUCUAAGUACACCCCUGCAAUCGACAUAUGGAGUAUAGGUUGCAUCUUUGCUGAGGUUCUAACAGGGAAGCCUCUCUUUCCUGGAAAAAAUGUGGUCCAUCAGCUCGACCUAAUGACCGAUCUUCUUGGAACACCAUCCUUAGAUACCAUUUCACGGGUUCGAAAUGAGAAGGCUAGGAGAUACUUGACUAGCAUGAGGAAAAAGCAACCCAUUCCAUUCGAGCAGAAGUUUCCAAAUGCAGAUCCUUUAGCUCUGCGACUGCUGGAGAAGCUCCUUGCUUUUGAUCCCAAGGACCGUCCUACUGCUGAAGAGGCAUUAGCUCAUCCAUACUUUAAGGGGCUAGCCAAAGUGGAGAGGGAACCUUCAUGCCAGCCGAUUACAAAAAUGGAAUUCGAGUUUGAGAGACGAAGAGUGACGAAGGAGGAUAUAAGAGAGCUGAUCUUCCGAGAAAUACUGGAAUAUCACCCUCAACUACUGAAGGACUACAUCAAUGGAGCCGAAAGAACUAAUUUUCUCUAUCCAAGUGCGGUGGACCAAUUUAGAAAGCAAUUUGCACAUCUUGAGGAAAAUGGUGGCAAAAGUGGGCCUGUAAUUCCGCUCGAGAGAAAGCAUGUCUCCCUACCAAGGUCUACUAUCGUUCAUUCCAGCCCCAUUCCACCCAAUCAACCAACUUCGGAAGAGAGAUAUUGUAAUAGCUCAAGAGAUCCAGAAGGAACUUCCAUGUAUCAAUCCCCGAACUUGCAUGCGACUCAGAGAAUCCCGAUUGCAAGACCUGGAAGAGUCGUGGGGCCUGUCGCUCCAUAUGAGAGUGGGACCACAAUGAAGGAUGCCUACGAUCCAAGAGCUGUGAUGAGGAGCACUGUCCUCCCACCUCAAUCCCAGCUCGCUCCUUCAUAUUAUUACCAGAAGCCCUCUUCCAUGGUAAAGCAAGAGAGGCGGGAUAAGAGAACGGAUCCUGAGAGGGACUCCUUAGCCCAGCGGCAGGCAAAACAGAUGCCGCCACAUUGUGGGAUAGCAGCUGCCAAAUUAGCCCCAGAGGUGGCCAUAAACAUCGAUAGCAAUCCGUUCUUCAUGACAAGGGUUGGAGCGAAUAAGCUUGAUAACUCAGACGACCGGAUCGCGAUCGAUGCGAACUUCUUGCAGGCGAAGGCGGCUCAGUAUGGCGGCAUCGGUGCAGCUGCAGCUGCUGCUCACAGAAAGGUCGGAGCUGUACAGUAUGGUAUGACAAGAAUGUACUAGCUAGGGACGGGAAUAUAAAGAUCAGUAGUAUUAAAAGUAUAGUAGUUUAUCUCUUGUUCGUUUUUCCUUUUUACCCAAACAGAAACGAAUCAUUAUCCAUGUCGAGGUGGAAGCUGGUACAUGUGUUGAAAAUGCGCUGGAGUUCUUAGGAGAAAACCAGUUUGGCUUCUAUUAUGUAAAGAGGGGAGAGAGACCUUGUGCGUUUCUCGCGGGAGCCGGUUUCCCUGGUUGGAUAAUAAUCAAACUUGCAUUUGUUAAA